AUGGAUUUUGAAUUCACCCAAAGACAAGGUCGCACAACAACGCCUACAAUUUCCUCGAGCCUCACAUUCCAACUACUAGCUCUCGGCCUUGUACUGACUCAAUUUUCUUUCUUCUUACACUUUAUCAUCAUCAUCCCUCUCAUCUCGGUUUAUCUUUUCCUACCCCUGAUCCUCAUGUACUUCAUGUUCUUCGCACCCAACAGCCUUGACGAUCCAAGUUCCUCCAUCAACCGCCGCGCCAUUGACGGAUACGAAUUAAUACCGUACUGCGAAGAAUAUGCUUUGGAGGACGCUUUUCAGGUGCACUCAAACCCAACCUUAGAAACUUGGAGUAUGAAGGCACCAGACGCUGAGGCACCAGAAUUCCUCCUCUGUUCGACUUGA
Messenger RNA from Penicillium cosmopolitanum, 384 nucleotides. RefSeq lists its product as uncharacterized. The record is from RefSeq and is a predicted model, not a curated record. The transcript has a single exon. Bases 1 to 384 code for a protein of 127 amino acids. Lineage: Eukaryota; Fungi; Ascomycota; Eurotiomycetes; Eurotiales; Aspergillaceae.